Thermochaetoides thermophila DSM 1495 is the source of this 1608-nucleotide messenger RNA. RefSeq lists its product as uncharacterized. Gene Ontology annotation, biological process: basic amino acid transport; transmembrane transport. The transcript has 4 exons. The record is from RefSeq and is a predicted model, not a curated record. Gene Ontology annotation, molecular function: basic amino acid transmembrane transporter activity. The coding region runs from base 1 to 1608 and encodes 535 amino acids. Gene Ontology annotation, cellular component: fungal-type vacuole membrane. Lineage: Eukaryota; Fungi; Ascomycota; Sordariomycetes; Sordariales; Chaetomiaceae.
AUGACCAUCAACCCCGAGCACCAGCACGUUGAGGACGACGUCUCUUCGGUGUCGCCUACAGCAUGUGAAAACACUCCACUACUCGCAUCUGAAACCUCUAGCUCCAUCACCUCUCCGGAACUCGACUAUGACCAAGAUGCCUGCUCGGACCCGGAGAGCCCAACUUUAACCCCAACCCAAGGCCAGAAACCCCCUCCCCUGGGCUGGAAGCGAGCGGGUUGCAUUGUCGUGAGCAUGUGGGCGUUAAUCUUCCUCCAAGCAAGCAACAUGUCCGGCCUGACCACAACCCUCUCCUCCAUUGUCUCCUCCCUCCCCAACGCAUACUCCUCCGCCCUCUGGUUUACCUCCUCCUAUAUGAUCGCCAUGUCAUGUGUGUCACCCCUCGCAGGCCGAUUAGCAACGCUCUUCCCUCCAGGAGGGAUGGUCCUCUUCUCGGCGGUGCUCUUCGCCAUGGGCGCGUUGUUGACGGCGAUUGCACCGACCGUGGGGGUUUUUCUGCUGGGACGAGUGGUCUUGGGGCUGGGCAGUGGAGGUAUCCUCGUAUUAUGUAUGAUCUUGGUGCUGGAGUUGGGGAGAGGCAAGACUACGUUGCAAAAGCUGGCUGGGAUAGAUUACGCUGGCGCACUCACCUUGACAACGACGAUAACCCUCCUCCUGCUCUCCCUCACACCUCAUCCCCGCCCGCUGCUCUUCCUCCUCUCCCUCUGCUCCGUCACUCUCUUCCUGCACAUCGAACGCUCUCACCCCUCUCCCCUUUUGCCUUUGUCUAUCCUCCUCUCCCGCCCGACCCUCCUCUCUUCCCUCGCCCAACUCCUCUUCAUGGCCUCCCGCUGGGCCGUCCUCUACUACACGCCCAUCUACAUGCUCUCAGUCCGCGGAGCCUCCCCCAGCGUGGCAGGGACAAUCCUCAUCCCCACCAACGCGGGGUUCGCAUUGGGAGGGCUCGUCGUGGGCUCUGUACAUAUUCGCCGGACUGACAGGCCGUAUUGGACGGCGUGUGUAGUCUCAUUGGGGAUCUUUACCCUCUCGUUGUGGGCUCUGUCGAGGUUGGUAACGGCGACCUCCCCCCUAGCGGGGGUUGUCGUAGGUGUGGUGGUGAACGGAUUUGCUACGGGCGCGGCGAUAACUUACUCUCUACCGCACAUGCUUGCCUUGCUUCCCCCUGAAUCCCAUCCCCUUGCUACGGGUGUAUUGUCCACAUUUCGCGGGUUUGCUGGAUCCUUUGGUACCGCUUUAGGCGGCGGCAUCUUCACACGAACCUUGCGAAACGCCCUUACGGAGGGGUUUGCCCGACUCGAGGGGGGAUUGACGGAGGAGAGGAAGAAGCUGGUGGAGGUGUUACUGGGGAGUCCGGCCUCGGUGUGGGACGGACGGGUUGUGAGGAAUGUGAUGGAGAGGGAGGUUGCUGUGGGGGGGUAUGAGGGAGCUUUGAGGGGGGUAUUGGGAGCUGCUGCUUUGGUUGGGGUUGUGAUAGUGGGAUUGCAGGCUGCGACGGGAUGGACAGGAUACUUGGAGAGGAAACCAGGGAACGAGGAGUGUGAGGAGGAGGAGGAGGAGGAGGAGGAGGAGGAGGAGGAGGAGGAGGAGGAAGAGGAGUGUUUGUUGUGA